Messenger RNA from Pecten maximus, 447 nucleotides. RefSeq lists its product as uncharacterized. The transcript has a single exon. Lineage: Eukaryota; Metazoa; Mollusca; Bivalvia; Pectinida; Pectinidae. Bases 1 to 447 code for a protein of 148 amino acids. The record is from RefSeq and is a predicted model, not a curated record.
AUGACUCAGGGGAGGAACAUUAACAAUGAAUCGGGGAGGGACAACUACUACAACUCGGGGAGGGACAACAACUAUGACUCGGGGAGGGACAACUACUACGACUCGGGGAGGGACAACUUCUACAUCUCGGGAAGGGACAACUACUACGACUCGGGGAGGGACAACAACUAUGACUCAGGGAGGGACAACAUCUUGUCGACUCUGGGAGGGACAACUACUACAACACGGGGGAGGAACAUUAACUAUGAAUCGGUGAGGGACAAGAACUAUGACUCAGGUAGGGACAACAUCUUGUCGACUCUGGGAGAGACAACCACUAGUCGACUUGGGGAGGGAGAACUACUACAACUCGGUGAGGGACAAGAACUAGGACUCUGGGGAGGGACAACAACUAUGACUCGGGGAGGGAUGAGAACUAUGACUCGGGGAGGGACAACAACUGGUUGA